Molecule: messenger RNA, 1310 nt
Organism: Rhododendron vialii
Lineage: Eukaryota; Viridiplantae; Streptophyta; Magnoliopsida; Ericales; Ericaceae
Exons: 4
Coding region: 13-1158 (381 amino acids)
Molecular function (GO): protein binding; DNA-binding transcription factor activity
Source: RefSeq, a predicted model, not a curated record
CCGACAUGGAAGAUGCUGUCAACUAAUGGGCAGACCGAGAUGGGAAAUCAAAUGGUUGGUCAUCUUGAGGAGACGAAUGAGUUUCUCCGGGAUUUUGUUGAAGGCCCAAACGGAGGGGUUUCCUCUGAGUGGGCAUUUCAACAAAACAAUCAAUGGACGGUGUCCACCUCUUAUCCAAAUUGCAAUGGUCCUGAGGUUUCACACCCUCAUAUAGCAUCAACACAGAUCUUAGGUGAGAAUAUGGAAAGUUUAGGAGAUAAGAGAAAUUCUUUCGGUUCACUGGAAGAGCAUCUUCUGCAAGGACAUAUCUCUGGAUCUAUGUGGACAGUCCCUCCAUGUUCAGAUCCAGCUUCGAGCCAACACAUGCCUACUAUUACCCCCACAAUGGGAAGUUCAGAAGAUCAAAUAAAUUCGCUAGCUUUCCUAGAAGAUGUUUUUCUAGAGGAAGAUGUCUCUGGAUCUAAUAGGUGGACAAUCUCUACAUGUUUUGAACCAGCUCCGAGCGAACUCAUGCCUACUGUUCCCCAGACAACGGGAAUUUCAGAUGAUUUGAGAAAUUUGUUACCUUCAGUGGAAGAGUCUUUUCCGGCGGGACGUGUCUCUGGAUUUAUUAACCCAACCAUCCCUUCAUGUUCAUAUCCAGCUCCGAGCCAACCCAUGUCUAUUGUUCCCCACACAACGGGAAGUUCUUUUUGGGCUGGACAUGUCUCUGAAUCUAUUAACUUGACAGUCCCUUCAUGUUCUGAUCCAGCUCCAAGCCAAUCCAUGCCUAGUAUUCUCCACACAAUGCCUACAAAUCCUCGCAUCAUGCCUCUUCUUACAGAAAGGCAAGAUACGAGGUCCAUGAACCUAAAGGCGACAUAUGGGGAUACCACAAUAAAAUUUCGAUUCCCUCUCACAUCUGGAAUUAAUGAAUUGAAGGAAGAAGUGUCAAAGAUACUGGAGUGCAAGCUUGGUAGUUUCAACAUUGAGUAUAAGGAUGAGGAUGGGGACUGGAUUUUAAUGGCCCGUGACGAGAAUGUUAGGGAAUAUCUGCAACUUCUCACCUCAUUGGGAAAUCAAGUAACCAAACUAAAGCAAGACAUCUCCUUGCCAAUUUUUCCUCUGCUAAACCAGAAUAUUGUUGGGGUUUCUUUUUAUCAUCCUGACAUCUUCUGAUGCUGGGAUUAUUUGUGUUGGCCAUCGUUGUUAGAUCAUGUGUGUGUGCAUGGUGAGGAUGAUGAGAUUUUGGGGACCAUGGGCCUUUACAAAAGUUGUCAUAGGCGCGAGGCGCAUCAAGGCACAAGCAAGGGUGGAGGUAUGUUGGGACC